This is a messenger RNA of Pararge aegeria (speckled wood butterfly), 2445 nucleotides long. RefSeq names its product cystinosin homolog (gene Ctns). The record is from RefSeq and is a predicted model, not a curated record. Gene Ontology annotation, cellular component: lysosomal membrane. The transcript has 10 exons. Gene Ontology annotation, molecular function: L-cystine transmembrane transporter activity. The coding region runs from base 309 to 1640 and encodes 443 amino acids. Lineage: Eukaryota; Metazoa; Arthropoda; Insecta; Lepidoptera; Nymphalidae. Gene Ontology annotation, biological process: L-cystine transport.
AAUUUGAAUAGUCAGUAAACCGGCGAAGCAGCUCUUACAAUCAAGCAGCCAGCAAGGAGCAAACCUAGCUUUGUCGCUGUUCAGUUUAGUUUUUUAUUAAUGUUUUAAUUGCCACAAACAAUAAACGAACUUGUUAUGUUAAAACUAGCAAAUGCUAUACCGUGUCUUCGCGCGGAUGUCGUACGAGGUGACUAAGGGAAAAUAAUGGGAACUACUAGGCUACUUCUAUCACGUACUAAGAACACCAUCCCGACUGCCCAGCGUAGUGAUUUUGGUGAAACCCUCCCGUUGUGAUCAGUGGCGUGCACAUGUUGUCGACCAGGGCAUGCAUUAGGCAGAUAAAUAAAACAGCAAGAAUGGCACUGCAGUCAUCAUUGUUCCCCGGGAGCACCGGGGCGUGCUCUAGUCAUAGGAUAAGCGUCUGUUUCUUUGCCAUGUUUUUAUUAGGUUUCUCCGUCGCACAAACUCAGAAAGAAAGGUUAUAUGUGAAUAUCACAGACAUCAACCUUCUUGUGGAUAAGACAUUACUCUUUCAGGUUAUACAAGUAGGAGAAUUCAACACAUCACUAACAGUAGCAGCGCAAAUCCAGCACCCCGACAUAGUGCAGUUCUCUCCACCAGUAAUCGAAAUACCAGGUUCCGCGGAUCCCAACACUACGGCCAUUUUCACCUACGAUGUAAGCGCUUACGGGAAAAGUCCGGGCCAUUCUGAAGUCACGUUUAAUGUGACACCAUCUGGAAUUGUCAACUUACAGUCAGUAUUUCUUCGCGUAACGGUGAUGUAUUCCUACCACAUCUACAUCAUAUCGUACAUAAUGGGCUGGAUUUACUUCGUGGCGUGGUCGAUCUCCUUCUAUCUCCAGAUCUACAUCAACUUCAAGAGGAAAAGCGUGGUCGGCCUUAACUUUGACUUCUUGGCACUCAAUAUUAUGGGCUUCACCAUGUACUCACUCUUCAACUGUGGGCUAUACUUCUCCGAAGUUAUACAGGGUCAAUACUUCAGCCGUCACCCCCGCAGCCACAACCCUAUACAGCUGAACGACGUUUUCUUCUCACUGCACGCCUGUUUCGCCACGCUCGUCACCAUCACACAGUGCUUCAUAUAUGAGAGAGAGGACCAACGGGUAUCCAACGUCGGUCGUUCGAUACUUGGCGCUUUCAGCGGCGUGGUCAUAGUGACCGCUAGUCUUGGCGCAGCUAACAAGAUAGAGUGGCUCGACUUCCUCUACUACUGCAGCUACAUCAAACUGUGCAUCACGCUCAUCAAAUACGUGCCUCAAGCAUACAUGAACUUCAAGCGCAAAUCGACAGUCGGUUGGUCCAUCGGCAACAUUUUCCUCGACUUCACCGGCGGUUUCCUCUCCAUCCUCCAAAUGACGCUCAACGCUUACAACUACAACGAUUGGAUAUCCUUCUUCGGUGACGCCACCAAGUUUGGUCUUGGCGCGUUCUCUCUAGCGUUCGACAUCUUCUUCAUGUUGCAACACUAUGUGUUCUACAGACUGGACAAGGAAUUUAUGAUUGUUGACAGUAGCGACGAGGGGUCUACUAUGACCGGUAGCGCGGAUUCGAGUGAAUACUUUUUGAUUAAAACUUGGCACGCGGACGAGAAAAAAUACGAUUUAGAAGCGAAGUCGUGAUGGAACACACUGCUCAAUCUAUGCCGCCAGUUUUAUAAUGUUAAUUAACUAGUUAUUUAUUUUCAUCGGUUUCCUUCAAGUUUUUGUAAUUUUGGAAGGAAAAUAAUUUUAAGUUUCGAUAGUUGAAUUUUUCAAAAUUUUUGGUUAACUGUAUAAUGAAAAUGUUACAAUCGUUAGUAGAACCUGCAAUAUAUACGCUCGUGGGUUUAAGUAUUUUUCGUUUCUGUGCAAAACAGCCAGUUUGCUGCGAAGCUGAAGACAUUUUUCUUCCCGGGUAAAGGACAACAAGUUAUCUUCUCCCACAGCUUUAUCAACCCUCCAAACAUGGACGCAUGUGUGAAAAUAAUAUCCAAAUUAUAAACUUUUGUCGCCGUAUCUUACCUUACCUUUUAUAUACCUCACAAAACAAUAAAAUUCCUUCUACCGGAAUAAACUACGAGCUUUCGUGACCUCUUUUUUUGCUACUCUGCGACUUUCCAUUCUAAUAGUAUUGUUUGUAUAUCGAGUUUUAAAAGAAAUACUCUUCGAUGAUAUUUCAUUGCCUAAUUAUACAAAUUAAAAAAAGAAAAGUUUUUUUUAUCUGUUAUAAUUUAAUAAAACAUUAAAUCGAUUAGAAUUAGCUCCAAUUAUGUCCCCAAAAGUAUGUAACGAACUUUUCAGUACAGUUAUAAAAUAGAAAUUUUUGAUCGGGAGUACUGACUGCUAUUUUAUAAGAUUAUUGUUGAUCUUCAUUGUUAAUUUAAAGUGUCUAUGUUCUAAUGAUCUGUGAUGAAGAAACACAUUUUAUAUUAAAAUGUGAUUAAUA